This is a messenger RNA of Pelagomonas calceolata, 2442 nucleotides long. NCBI's taxonomy places the organism in Eukaryota, Pelagophyceae, Pelagomonadales, Pelagomonadaceae. The record is from the annotation of a GenBank genome assembly.
UUCGGCUGCCAGUUGUUGUGUGUGGAAUGAUAAGUUAGGCCGGUCAGACAGGACCUAUCAUCUCCAAAGUCUGUUUCCACUACUGUCGAUAUGUAUCAUACCGUAGGUACACCUGUACGCGAUGGUACGAGAUGGUUGCUGUUUCCGAUGUCACACACUAAUGGUCCAGCGACUGAUAUUCCCAUUGCUGCUUGGGGUGCUUCCGUCACUCAACACAGGGCUUCCAUUCUUCGGGAGCUCAGGUGGUAAGCCCCGCCCGGCGCCAAAGUGCGCCGAGACCCAAGCGGACAAUGGCACGAUCGUCAACCCGCUCUCCUGGCAGCUGAAGUAUGUGAACGAGACCGAGACGCUUCGGGACGUGGCGGCGCGCCUCGCUACGCUCGACGCCGCGCGCCGGAGGAUCAUGGGCUCAAAUAGCUUGCGGUCUCAAAUCCCCUGCAAUUUUGGCAAGGUCAAAAAUGCCUUCUGCGACAGCGUGAGGACCCCGGCGGCGCGAGCCGCGCACGCAACACUCGCACGCAAAGUUGAGCUGGCCCUCGACCGCCCAGUCGUCUUCUACCGCCACGAGGGCGAUUGUGUUCAAGGCCGCCGUCGUCUCCAGGGCCGCCGUCGUCUUCUUGACGACAGCAAGGAGUGCCCUGGUAGCUUCGGUGGAUCCAUUGGCAACCACGUCGGGAACUACUUCCGCGCAAGAGCGUGCGCGCGGAUGGGGGGCAUGGACUUUGUCUUCUUGCGGUUUCUCCACGCGUGUCCCCACGAACCCUACGUCUGGCUGCCGGCCGUCGUGGCCACAUCCGCCGCCGCGCAGCCCGAGGCAACCGCCUUUGCGCACGGGUACACGGCCGCCUGCACGAACAACCAGCCGUGGAUCCACAUGUCGCCUAGCUGGAUCCCCGCCGCGCGCCAGGGCGGUCUCGACAUCCGACGCAUGACGGCCGCUUGGGCGGAGCGCGAGGGCUUCCCCGGUGACGCGCCCCUCGACGACGUCGCCAUUCACCUCCGCUGCGGCGACGCGCUAACGCAGGCCCACGGGCAAUACGGACUCCUCCAUUUCGGAGCCCUCGCGGAAUUCGUGCCGAGGACGCGACCGUCGACGGUCGGCCUCAUCUCGGAGCCGUACAAGAGCUUCUGCGCGGAAGGCGAGGCCGGGGCCCGUGCCGGCCUCCCAGAGAAGCGCUCGGAGCACUCGGCCCGGUGGUGCAGCUGCCCCUGUGCGGCCGUGGUCGAUGCGCUUGUCGACGCGCUCAAGGUUCUGCGGCCGCUCGCAUGAGUCAGUGUUGAUACAUGCGGGCCUAUUCGAACUCAGCUUAAUUUCCGCACAGGCGACGGUGACGGUCCACGAACGCGACCUGGUCAUGGCGUCGUGGCACCGCCUUGCAAACGCGCCGACGGCUUCGAUAUGUAUUAGUUCGACGUUUUGCAUGUGGCCCGUGCUCGGCGCGCGCCACGGAUAUUUCAUGCAGGGCCCCCUCUUUCCGCGUGCUGACGAGAUAUCCGAUAAAGUUCCGACCCUGGGUAUCAUCAAGAGCCCCGGUCUUGUUUCCUACCAUACCAUCGGCACGAAAAACCUCAAACGGUGCGGCACGUCGGUCGCGACGAUGCGACGCGCCAUCGCCCAGCGGCUGAUGCCCAAGGGCGCUCAGCUCUCCGCAAACGCGACUCAAGCCGUUACGAUCCGCGGGGCUACGUUGCCACCCGCGGACGGCGUCUGGUGAAUUUCAAAUAAAUUGAAAUAACUACUAGUCCGACGGCCUGGUGUUGGAGAGUGGUUCUGGACGUGGUUCGUCGAGGAAUGGUGCGUUGUAUUUGCGAAACCUCGCGCUUUCCUGUCGCACGUGGUUUGAGCCUCGAAGGUCAUUGCAACUUCUUAAUGGGUGACGUUUUACCUCACGAGACUGAGAAUACUGUGUAUAGAUACCUUAUUGCUAUUUCGAAGCUCCGGUUGGGCAUCCUGACCGAGCAGGGAGAAGGCUCUUAGGAUGGUGGUCGAGGAGCUCCAAAUUUCUGAGCAUAAGGCGAAGAAUAGCGAAGCCCGUCGGUUCCUUCUGGACCAAGCUAACCUUCGGUACCUUUUUUCGUACUGUCCGCCCGAAAUCAGGAACGUCUGUGACGCCUACUUCAUUAAUCCGAGGGUCGCGGACCUCAGAAACUUCACAGGAAGGUCCCGUCGUCCGGCCGGUCGCUAGCACCCGCGAGUGUUCUCCCGCAGGGCACGGUUAGCCCGCCCAACAUGGCCGGGGCCUUCACUAGUCUUGUAACGUAUGUAUGUGUAGUAGAAAUAGGAGUCCGAGGCCUCUACUAGACACUACUUGAUCCGAGUCGGCGAGGUCGGAUCCGAGUCUCAAUUUUUAGUGCCCGGGCAUCGGGUCUGCGAAUAAGGGUCUAUACACGACAGGCUACAAUGCGGGCCGGCGGCAUUCCGAUCUUGAGCACAAGACACGA